Messenger RNA from Fonsecaea nubica, 489 nucleotides. RefSeq lists its product as hypothetical. Gene Ontology annotation, cellular component: plasma membrane. The coding region runs from base 1 to 489 and encodes 162 amino acids. NCBI's taxonomy places the organism in Eukaryota, Fungi, Ascomycota, Eurotiomycetes, Chaetothyriales, Herpotrichiellaceae. Gene Ontology annotation, biological process: ammonium transmembrane transport. The record is from RefSeq and is a predicted model, not a curated record. Gene Ontology annotation, molecular function: ammonium channel activity. The transcript is spliced from 2 exons.
AUGGUCGUGGUCUCAGACGUCCAGAGGGCCUGGGAGGCCUGUGAUCGGACAGACACGGUCUUCAUUCUGGUCUGUACCGUCUUCUGCUGGCCCAUCAUUCCCGCUGUUGGACUCGGCUACAGCGGGUAUUCCACGCGACGGAGUGGCCUUGCCUCGUUCAUCCCAGCUGUCUUGACCGUCUGCGUCUGCUCCAUCCAGUGGUUCAUCGUCGGCUAUGCCCUUGCCUAUGGGGAUGGCCCCGGGGGUGUCAUUGGCGACCUCAAGUAUGCCUUCCAUCGAGGCGUGCUGGCCGAACCUGUCGGGAGUAUUCCGGCCGUACUGUUCAGCGAGUUCCAGUUGGUGUUUCUAGCCACAGUCUGUGCCAUUGCCAUUGGAGGCGCUUGUGAACGUGGUCGCAUACUUCCAUUGAUUCCUUUCAUCUUUAGCUUUGGUCCACCUUCAUCUACUGCCCUCUUGCUCACAUGGUCUGGGGCGGAGGUUCCUCAGUGA